Fragaria vesca subsp. vesca is the source of this 2003-nucleotide messenger RNA. Its product is annotated as probable serine/threonine-protein kinase At5g41260-like. The record is from RefSeq and is a predicted model, not a curated record. Gene Ontology annotation, molecular function: protein kinase activity; protein binding; ATP binding. Gene Ontology annotation, biological process: protein phosphorylation; brassinosteroid mediated signaling pathway. The transcript is spliced from 9 exons. NCBI's taxonomy places the organism in Eukaryota, Viridiplantae, Streptophyta, Magnoliopsida, Rosales, Rosaceae. The coding region runs from base 229 to 1713 and encodes 494 amino acids.
UUCUUUUAUAUUACCUCUUCCCCUUACUGACCUCACUGAACCAGAUCAUAGAUAUUUGCAGCAGCAGAGACAUCAGAGCUGAGAAACCAAACCAAACCAAACCGAAUCAGCUUUGGAUCCACACCUCUCUCUCUCUUUCUCAGACUCUCUGAGCUAUUAUAACAUCCACCGUCUGAUCAUUCCCCACUUCACCAGCUUCACUCACUCUCCACCGUUGAUCUUUCCUCAAUGGGAGCCCGCUGCUCCAGAUUCUCUCUCUGCUGGUUCAGCUCCCACCUUAAACCCUCCGUCCUCGAAUCCACCGACCUCGAGAAUGGGGGCAACAAAAGCGACAAGAACUCGUGCCCGAGCUUCACCGAGUUCAGCUUCGACCAACUGAAAGCCGCCACGUGCGGCUUCUCCUCCGACAACAUAGUCUCCGAGCACGGCGAGAAAGCCCCCAACGUUGUCUACAAAGGAAAGCUCGACAACAACGCCGAACGUUGGAUCGCCGUCAAGCGUUUCAACAAGCUUGCCUGGCCAGAUUCUCGUCAAUUCCUCGAGGAAGCAAGAUCGGUUGGGAGUUUGAGAAGUGAGAGAUUGGCGAAUCUGAUUGGGUGCUGUUGUGAAGGAGAUGAGAGGUUGUUGGUGGCUGAGUUUAUGCCACAUGAGACUUUGGCAAAGCAUUUGUUUCAUUGGGAUAGCCAGCCAAUGAGAUGGGCUAUGAGGUUGAGGGUGGCUCUGUAUUUGGCUCAGGCUCUUGAGUAUUGUAGUAGUAAAGGGCGUGCAUUGUAUCAUGAUCUCAAUGCUUAUAGAGUUUUGUUUGAUAAGGAUGCAAAUCCGAGGCUGUCAUGCUUUGGACUUAUGAAGAAUAGCAGGGAUGGGAAGAGUUAUAGUACAAACUUGGCUUUCACUCCUCCGGAGUACCUCAGAACAGGUAGGGUGACACAAGAAAGUGUGAUUUAUAGCUUUGGAACCUUGUUGCUAGAUCUUCUAAGUGGCAAACAUAUUCCCCCCAGCCAUGCACUAGAUCUCAUUCGUGGCAAGAAUUUCCUGAUGCUGAUGGAUUCGGCUCUGGAGGGUAAUUUCUCAAAUGAUGAUGGAACAGAGUUGGUACGCUUGGCUUCCCGUUGUCUGCAGUAUGAAGCUCGUGAGAGGCCUAAUGCGAAAUCCCUAGCCACCGCUCUUAUGUCACUUCAGAAAGAAACAGAGGUUGCAUCGUAUAUUUUGAUGGGUAUCCCACAAGAAACUGCAUCCUCAGCACAGCCACUGUCGUUAACACCUUUUGGUGAAGCUUGUUUGAGAAUGGAUCUAACAGCCAUACAUGAAAUUCUGGAGAAGAAUGGAUACAAGGAUGAUGAGGGAAUCGCUAAUGAGCUUUCUUUCCAGUUGUGGACUAAUCAAAUGCAAGAGACUUUGGAUUCUAAGAAGAGUGCAGAUUCUGCUUUUAGAGCAAAAGACUACGCAACUGCAAUUGAUUCCUAUACGCAAUUCAUUGAUUGUGGAACAAUGGUAUCACCAACGGUGUAUGCUCGGCGUUGUCUAUCAUACUUGAUGAAUGAUAUGGCACAAGAAGCCCUUGGGGAUGCUAUGCAAGCUCAGGUGAUCUCUCCAGAGUGGCCCUGUGCUUUAUAUCUUCAAGCAGCUUGCCUAUUCAAGCUUGGCAUGGACAAUGAUGCACAAGAAACACUCAAAGAUGGCACAAACUUGGAAGCCAAAAAGAACAAAACUUGAUGUGUAUAUGCCUUUUCUUUUUCCAUUUUUCUAUAAUAUCCGGGGCUCUACUAUAUAUGUAGUCUUGUUUAGUCUUUUGUAUCUAUUCUUUUGAUGUUAUGAUCUCCGUAUAUUAAGCCUUGCUUAUUCCACCCAAGGAUUCAUGGAAAUCAAUGUUUGCUUUGAUGAAAUGUUGUUCUAGCGUCAUAUAUGCAGAAGCACUUGGUGACUCUCAGUCUGAAACAUCAUCCUUGUGACUUAUACUUUCAUAUGCAAUUAUGAUAUAUUGUGCAGCAGUAAAUUUAAAUUCC